AGCCUUUUCCUGGUCAAAGGUGAAAGUUCAGUCUCUCAACUCGUAGACCCGAGCAACAAAACAAGCAGCAGCUGGCCUGGUGGGUAAAUAUAGUAACUAUCCAGUAAAUAACAGCACCGCGCUCCAGUGCCACCCGAGAACCCAGCGGCAAGUCAUUAAAAUGGCGAUAGAGUAAGAGCGGAGGGCUUUUCUUUUUAUCGAGGGGUAGACACAAGCCAGUCGGGCUGUAGAGACGAAAAGCACCGAUGUUUGUGCAGGAGGAGAAGAUUUUCGCAGGGAAGGUGUUGAAAGUCCACAUCUGCACCAUUGAAGGGGCAGAGUGGGUGGAGGAAGUAACAGAUGACACUACCAUAGAGAAACUCAAGGAAAAGUGCUUGAAACAUUGUGUACAUGGAAGCCUAGAAGACCCAAAAACUGUGACUCAUCACAAACUUAUCCAUGCUGAUUCUGAAAGAGUGCUAACAGACACUAAAACUGUAGGAGAGGAGAAUAUUAAAGAUAAAGAUGUCUUGCUGUUAAUUAAAAAGCGAGCCCCUCCUCCACCUCCCAAGAUGCUCGAUGUGUCUGCAGAGGAAAAGAAAAAGCAGGAACAAAGAGCUCCAGACAAAGAUGCCAUCUUAAAAGCAACAGCAAGCCUACCUACACGCCAUUCUGAUCGGACUGUCGCGCAACACAACAUGCGAGAUGCAGUACCCUUUUUUGGACUUAAAAAGUUUCAGACAGAACUCAGGAAAAUCCUUGUGUCGCUUAUUGAAGUGGCACAGAAACUGCUGGCACUGAACCCUGAUGCAGUAGAAUUGUUUAAGAAGGCCAACGCCAUGUUGGAUGAAGAUGAAGAGGACAGAGUGGAUGAGAUGGCACUCCAACAGCUCACUGAAAUGGGGUUCCCAGAGCGCAGAGUUGUUAAAGCGCUGCGUCUUAAUCAUAUGUCGGUGACGCAGGCGAUGGAGUGGCUAUUCGAGCAUGCAGACGAUCCCACCGCUGAUGCCCCUGUGCCUGGCCAGGAGUCAGCUGGAGCCACUGCUGGACCUUCAACCACCGCAGCAACAGCAUCAAUACCAUCAUCAUCAGCAGCAGCAGCAGCAGCAUCAAUACCAUCAUCAUCAGCAGCAGCAGCAGCAGCUUCCAGUGCAAAGGUCGCUUUAGAAGCCAACACUGAAUACUCGAAGCAGGACGAGCUAACAGACAUCUUUAAAAGGAUCCGAAGGAAAAGAGAAUUUCGACCAGAUUCACGAGCAGUCAUUGCACUGAUGGAAAUGGGAUUUGAUGAAAAAGAAGUUGUUGAUGCCCUGCGAGUAAAUAACAACCAGCAAGAUGCAGCUUGUGACUGGUUGCUGGGAGACAGGAAGCCCUCGCCAGAAGAUUUAGAUAAGGGUAUUGACACAAACAGCCCCCUGUUUCAGGCCAUCCUCGAAAACCCUGUUGUACAGCUUGGACUUACCAACCCAAAAACACUUUUAGCAUUUGAAGACAUGCUGGAGAACCCGUUAAACAGUACUCAGUGGAUGAACGAUCCCGAGACGGGGCCUGUAAUGCUACAGAUAUCUAGGAUCUUCCAGACACUAAACCGCGCAUAGGGUCUACCUCCUGCCUGGGCGGGCAAGCUGUCCUCGUGCUGUAGAGUGCACUGGAAACUAGGUGGGCUCUGUGCAGUGGGAAAGCAGCAGUGACCCUCUGUUUUAAUAAGGGAAGUGUGUGUGUAGAUGUGACUUCAAUCUACUUUUGUCUUGCGAAUGCAGUGCUGGAAGUGACAUGUAAAUGGGGUGGGAUGACAAAGGAUUCAUUGAUUUAUUUAUAAUACAGGAGACACUUGUAAAAACCAACGUGAACACUUUUUGUUACAGUUCUAAAAAUAUUGGGUUGUUAACUCUUUUUAAUUUAAACUGUUGGUCUAAGAGACAAUAAAUCAUCGCCAUCAUCAAAGUUUACACAAAUGUAUUUUGUAUUUUUAUUAAGGUAGUUCACAUAUAAACCAUAGAGUUUAUUUUUCUCUAAGUGUAGUAGUGUCAAGUAAACGCUUUCCUCUUUCCUGUUUUUGUUUUCUUUUUUGUGAAUCUGUAAGUUAUUUGUGAUGCACUCAAGUGUAUUCUUUUUGAUGGAAGUCUAUGGACCAUAUUCACAAAGCAUUAGCACAUGUGUAAAUACAAUUCAAUGACUUGCUGCAGCUUUGUGAAUACUCCUCACUGUGUUACUACAGGUCCAGAUUUGUUGAUAAAUAUCCAAGCCCACGUUUUGCAAAUUAUAGACUAUUCAUAUAUCAAUCCUCUGGACCUUCUGUGCAUUUCUGUAAGAGUUUAAAAUUGGCUGUUUUCUGUCUUCCAACGGCAUGGCGUAACAUAAAUGCGGUAAGCUUUUAAAAGUUUAAUAAAAAAUACUAAUAGUAAACAAUACAAGGCAUUAUAACGUUGAAAUUGACUGCACAUAAAGUAAAAUACACUUCAGCCCCCAAUUAUAAACUGCUACUGUAUCUUUUUAAAUUCAAGUACUCUGUGAAUUCAGUAUAGUUAUGAACCUUAUUGUAAUUUUAUUGUGGCAGUUCAGUGUGUCUAGUCAGGUAAUCAGGGAAAACACUGCAAAGAACAAAAUGUUGAUUCUAUUUUACCCCAAAUGCAUAUGGAAUACCCAUUAUUUGUUUAACGUUGUUGUAUUUUUGUCCAGUUCCGUUUUAUUUGAACCUUGUGUUGUCCAUUUUUAAUAUUGUUUACCGUUUUAGUUUUUUCAUUUUGUAUCAUUUUUUAAAUUCAUUUCUGUAUUUCUUUUGCUAUGAUUGAACCACUUUUGGUGUUUUAUUUCAUAUUUUAGUGUGCCCAGUAAUUUUACCCCCGAUUCUUGGAUUUUAUUUUUUUUCUUCCAAUUAUAAUUUUUUCCUGUCACCACAGCAAUUCCCCACACAGCUCAUGAGAUCAAGAUUCAGUGGGCAUCCUCCGAUCCCACGGCCAAGCCAGCUUCCUCUUUUAUACCCAGGAAAUCGAGAGAGGAUGUAAGCGAGCUACCGGCCUCUGGAGGACAAAGGCCAGCCCUGCAGGUGUCCGCUCUGACCUCACUGGGCGCCUGGCCAGCAGGGUCCGCUGUAGCUUGAUGAGGAGAAUCAGUCCCUGCUGGUUUUGCCCCCCUAACCCACAGGAGCACCAGAGCCAAUGCUACGCUCCCUUCGGAAUACCUAGCACAGUCUGUCAACGCCUCACAGCCAGGACGCAAACCUGCGCUGUAUGAUCCCCUUUGCACACCACGAGUCUGUGCUUUUACCAGGUGAGCCACUCGGACUCCCUAAUUUCAAUUUUAAAUACUGAAAACAGUAGCUCUGGUAAAUUUCCACGCUGGCGUAACAGUAGCAUUGUUUCUUAUCCUAUUGACCCAAGACAUCCGAAAAAUAAAAACAAAAACAAUAUCGACUGACAAUACACUCCUUGUUCAACAAUAGUGGGAACUAAAAGUUGUGUUUUAUAAGUGUCUUCCUUCCUUAGCCUGGCGUGACAUGUCCCACAGUGUUUGUAGUAUGUGGUUUAAAGGCUUUUGUUUAUGGUGUGUUAAUCAGGUGCUCUGAUAAGUUUAAAUGAAUGCAGUUUUUUUUUUUUUAAUGAUUUUUUUUUUAAAAAAAGGUGGGACUUUAAAAGGGAAUAUGAGUGAAUUUUUAUGAUUUAUUUUAAAUAUAACUUGUGACAAAAGGAUCGGCAGUUAUUCAUAUUUUUAUUGUUGAUGCUGAAACAUUGACGUGGCUUUAACUUCAUUUUGGGAAAUAAUAUGCAGGUUUGAUAUUCAUGAAAAGGCUAGACUACUGUUUUCUUCUUUACAACAGUCUAAAACAGAUUCAAUAAUAUAAAUUAAGUCAUAAUACAGGCUUUAAAUUACUCCUGAGUUAAAGGGUUGUGAAUAUGGCCUGUGUUUUUUAAUAACCACUUAUUCCAUUAUGGACUGCUUUUAUUUAUGCAUAGAUAGAUAGAUAGAUAGAUAGAUAGUUAAAUAGAUAGAAAAUCUGAAGUACAGAGAAGGCAAUACUCAAAAGCCCAUUUUAGCUAAAAUAAAUCUUUCGGACAUGAAAACGCUUUUGUCUGUGUAUAGGGUAAUGGGAAUUAGUUACUUUACUAUAAGUCCUUGUGCAAAUCGUUUUUCCUAUGAUCAGUGCGCCAACCUUAUAGAAUACACCACAGAACAAACCUUUUUAGAAACUAAAUAUAUAUCCCAUGUAUUGAAUGCUCAUGCCAUAACUGACUGUCAACCAAACUAUUAUAUUCUGAACUUCUGAAGACCACACACACAUCCUGAAAUGCGUUGGUGGUUACACCUUAGGAUUGCUGAUUUUAAUAAAUGUUAUUCAUCAUAAGGGUUAUUUAAGUUUAAACAGGCAAUUCCUGUUAUUCAUGCACAUUUCUGUCACACAUUGAGUGUGUGUUCUGUGAUAUACUACUAAAAAUCAACCAGAAUGAGGAGCAGCAGUCAUUUAAAUGAAGAGAAUAGUUAUUGCAAAGUCCCUUUAGCAAUAAAGCAGUGAAAAUAAUACUGUUUUUUUCUGAUAUUAAAUAUGGGCUUCUGAGUGUUACAUGUAUUGAUAGUAACAAUUUUAUGUGGUUACCAGAGUACUACUUUUCUUUUGACUACAGAAAAAAUGGGUUUGUUGAAUUAAUGCAUUGUUCACCUUGGAAACCAAAUCUUAUAUAUUAAAUAGAUAACAAUAUGUACUGUAUUUAUUGUAUCAAAGGGAAUGUGUGUUUUACCUGAUGCUGAAUAAUGGAAUAAGUGGAUUUAAUGCUCUUUAAAAAAACAGUGGUGUAUGAGUUUGGGAAGUUGUGAUAACUAGUAUAAUAUGUUCAACAUGACAAGUAUUUAUUUAUAUAGAGGGGAGUGUUUGUUGGCCAAAGUAUUUUCUUCACAUUUGUGCUGCAUAUAAAAAGUCUGAUUACAUAUUAGUACUGUAUGUAUUAUAAUAAUCCAAUAUAUGAAUAGAAGGAAAGUCUGUUUUUAUUCUUGAGAAGCAUGGAAGAGUUAGCUAGAAAGUAUAGUAUUUAAUGGUAGCUAGAUCGUAUUGAGCCCUUGGCAGACUGUGCACUGACUGAUCGUUCCCCGGUGAGCAGCAGUAGCAUUCUUGUAGAAUGUAUUUUGAGUACUUUGUUCAUUUGGGGAAUUCAGAUCCUCGUCUUAUCUCAACACUUCCAUACCAAUCUGCUUGAUUGCUGCUGAAAUGCUGCAUGCACCUUAUUCACACUUAGAAUUCCUUCAACUACAGCAGUCUGCAAAGGGUCAAGGUUUUGCAGAACAUCAAUGUUCAGUAAGACCUUAUAGAAGAUCAUUUGGGAGUCCUGUAGAAGCAGGGGUUGGCGCAGCAGAAACUUUGAAAAACACUAAUCUGAUUGCAAAGAAUGCCAUUACUGAAUUUACAAACCAUAAUCAAAACUUGCCCACCCCCAAACCAGGCUCGCGAAGGGCAGUGCUAACACUGAUGAGUGUCUAAAAAGAAGACUGAUAAAGUCUGAGGUGUUCCCUAAAUCUCUACACAGAGUGAGAUCCUGUUCCUAGACCAGCUUUAUGAAACCAACCAGUGCUGUUACAACCUAUGCAAAUAUCACUCUGUUUAAAAACGUUGUUAUUUCUUUUUCAUUUUGUUGUUGCUGUGUCCGUCAAAUCGAGGUGAAUUUGUUUAACUGUGAAAUAAAUGUAAACGUUUACAACCAUAACAUGGCACUGUCACAUGUGUAGAGAAAGCUGUGGUGCUUUAUACAGUGGUAUCUUUAUUGAACAGAGUUUUCCACAUACUUAAAGUAGCUUAAAAAUAACCAAGGACUCUGUGUUAGUCCCAGUUACACCAAUGCAAUUUCAUGCUCAGCAUAAAACAGACUCACAAAUAAAAUGUAUAUAUUUUUUAAUUUUAUUUAAGUAUUUACUUUUAGAACAGGCAAUUGUAUGUUGCUUCUGUCAACUUAAACAAUGCUCGUAUACAUGGAAUCUAUUUUUUCUGUUUAGCCAAUUUUGCAUAAAAACAUAAACAAUCUUAAAUUCUAUUAGGAAUUGUAAUACAAUAUAAGUAAAGUACAGAAUUAUUACAAUUACAAUUGCAGGAACUCUGUAGUAAACCUAAUGAGAUUUUUCUUUGAAGCUUUGUAACAUCAUUUUCAGUUUUCAUUUUAACUGGGCUAAAUGCUAUGCUAAACGCAAAGUAUAUAGCGCGUGAUGGCCAACCUUGCAGUAAUUUUAUCAAAUCUUACUAAUACUAAGUUUUCAGGGUUACUAACAGAUAUCAACACCCUCCAGUCCCAAUGUGUUUGUAACUUUGAGGUUCAACUUUGACUCAAUCAGUAUCUAAAUACAGCCAAUGUUAGAUCUUUCAAAUAGAACCCUCUAUGACAUCAGUACAUUGAUGGACCUUGUAUAGUUGUUAUGUACAUUAUACGCGGAUUAUGAUGUACUAAAAAAUGAUACACAUUUAGGAUGCGUUUGCUAGAACUUUGCUACACCUUUUUUCGUUGUACAUUUUUACACACAUUCAUUUUGCCGAAACCCGGAAAUAUUACUUUACUCUGGAAAGAGAAAUGUGGGAAGCCCUGUAUUCAUGUAAAAUACCACUUCUGUUGUAUUUAUUUAUGUAUGUAUGUAUUUAUUUAUUUAAUUAAGAACUGUUAAAUUAAUACUUUUAAAAUACAGAGUUUACACAUGUGUCGUGCUUCAGGUUUCAUUGUAACAUACAGUAGUCCAAGAUACACUAUGUCUGGUCUUUGUAAACAAAUAGCCUUUUUACAGGUUGAAGUUCAAUAAAGUACACACUUCAAUA
Molecule: messenger RNA, 6760 nt
Organism: Acipenser ruthenus (sterlet)
Lineage: Eukaryota; Metazoa; Chordata; Actinopteri; Acipenseriformes; Acipenseridae
Product: ubiquitin-associated domain-containing protein 1-like
Exons: 11
Coding region: 246-1577 (443 amino acids)
Molecular function (GO): protein binding
Source: RefSeq, a predicted model, not a curated record